Anthostomella pinea is the source of this 1650-nucleotide messenger RNA. Lineage: Eukaryota; Fungi; Ascomycota; Sordariomycetes; Xylariales; Xylariaceae. The record is from the annotation of a GenBank genome assembly.
AUGAAUCAGGAACAUCGAGACUAUGAGUUCAUUAUCGUGGGCGCCGGUGCCUCAGGAUGCUCUGUAGCCAGUGCCCUCGCAAGAAGCAAGAGAAGGCCCUCGGUCCUUCUCCUCGAAGCCGGAGACUCCAAUGAGGACCCGUCGGUACGAGUCCACGGUAAUAUGUACACGCAAAACACCAACAGCACACAGAACUGGGGCUAUAAGAGCACGCCUCUACCCCAAGCCAACAACCGGCAGAUUAGCCUCGAUCGUGGCAAAGGCCUGGGAGGCUCAACAGCUAUCAACUUUACUUUCUGGACCAGGGGACCUCGCGACGAAUGGGACGAGCUCGCCCGGCUGACUGAUGAUGAUGCGUGGAAGUGGGAAAACACGGAGCGUCGGUUCGGGCAGAUCGAGGGCUACCGCCACCUCAUUGAACCUGGGACAGGCGCCGAGCGCUACUGUACUCACGGGCCGGAUGCGUAUGGCACGUCUGGUCCUCUCCGUCUGUGUAGCCAGAGUACCAAGUGGUCAGGGGAUCUUGCCGAGACAACGGAUGUGUGGGAAAGUUGCGGGUAUCCGAUGAACACGGAUUCAUCCACUGGUAACCCCAUCGGUCUUCAGGUGUGCCCCCUCACUGGCCAUCUGGGUACUCGGUCGACGGCUGCAGAUCUCCUACGGGAUGCCCCGGGCAACUUGUACGUACGGACCGAUUCCAUCGUCCACCAAGUGAUGUUCGAGGACAGCAGAGCUUCGGCUGUCAAAUUGGCCAACGGAACGACAAUCACAGCGACGAAGGAAAUCAUACUGUGUAUCGGUGCGCUUGAUACCCCUAAGAUUCUCAUGCAGUCGGGUAUCGGCCCAGCGGAACAGUUGAGCAAGUUUAGAAUUUCAGUCGUCCAUUACAACGAACACAUCGGCCGGAACCUAAGAGAUCACUACUACGUUUUGAUGUUAUUUGCCGCCCGCGAGGACGCCUCCGAGGCUUUACACAAUGCUCCCGCGACAGGAGGAGCUGCGAUGGGGUUCUUCAAGGACGAAGGGGCGCUGUCGAGUUCGGAAUUCCAGACCCUGACAGACAAAGAAAGGGGUCGCCUGGGUCUUCCAACUGGCCCGACCUGGGAGAUAGCGCACGACGGGGCUCGUGUGCGCCCUGGCCUCGAGCAUAUGGGUCCAACGUCCCAGAUCACCCUCUUCAUCUUGAACAGCCAGGGCCUGGGUGACGUUAAGCUUCGAUCGGCCAAUCCCAGCGAGCCACCGCUGGUUCAGCCUGGGUUCCUCGAACAUCCAUGGGACAAGCGUAUCGCUGUCGACUCUACGCGAGAGUGCCUUCGAGUUAUGGAGCAUCCGGCGUCAUCGAAGCGUAGGGAUCGGAGCAUAGCGCAUAUAUGUCCCAAAAGCAGCAGCGAGGAAGACAUUCUGGAGUUUUGGAGAGACAACCUUACCAGCACCUGGCAUAUGAUGGGGACAUGUAAAAUGGGCCGGGUUGAAGGGCAAGACGGAGCUUGCGCGGACACUGCCUUCAAGGUUUUUGGUGUUCAGGGGCUGAGAGUUGCCGACCUUAGCGUGCUGCCCUUACUUCCAAGUGUACAUACCCAGACAUACGCCUACCAGAUAGGAAUGAUCGCGGCUGAGAAGAUCAUCUCGGACUACGGAUUGAGUACUUGA